ACUGGCAGUCACUCACUCUAACUCUCCACAGGACUCUAAGCUACUGGCUCCGUAUUCACUCGAGUUUAUUCUUUAUCGAUCCGCCCCUCUCUGCAUCUCCCGCUUCCCCCUCCCCCACCGCCCACCACCCCUCCAUAGAAUUAUCGCAUUCCGCAGCACAGCAGACGAAAUGGACAGACUACAAGUAUCGGAAGAUGAAUCUGACGAUCUUUGGAACUCUCCAUCCAAACGGGGAAAUAACCGUUAUGCCCCAAAAGUAUUGAAGGAAGAGAGCUUGUCGCCUGAGCCAUCGACAGUCCCCGCGCAUGAUGGAGAGACCAUGUUUGACCGUCAGGAGGCGCGUGAAGCCGCGUUGCGCAGCGAACUGGAGAGCGUUCGCAAGAUCAACCAGGUCAUUGAAAGUCUCCUCGGAAGCCUCGACCGCGCGAAAGGGAACAUGGAUACUGUAUCGCGAACGCUUGACUCUGCCUCCACCCUCUUGAAUACCUGGACUCGAAUUCUCUCCCAAACCGAGCACAAUCAACGGCUGAUCCUCAACCCCAACUGGCAAGGUGCUGUUCAGGAUGUGGCCGACUCAGAACACGAGGAACUCCUCCGGCAGCAGGCUGCUGAGAGACGCGAACGAGAGCUUCAACAACAGAGAGAGGCUGCUUCUCGCAAGGCCGCGGAGGAUGAGAGAAAACGGGCCGCUGCUGCAAGCGCCAGAGGCACACGCGGAUCGAGUUACGGAAGAGUGCGCACUGGCUUGGGAAGAACUCCCGGCAUCCCAUACUCGGGAACAAGGCCUGGCGCCACGAGGACCACCGCCUCAUCAACUACGACAGGAAGACCACCUACGACCAGUACGACGCGUAGACCAGCCAAUAAGGACGAAUCGCCUGAGGUGGAACGCGCAUUCUCCCCUUCGCUAGGCGAGGCGCACCGUACGAGACCCCCUAAUCUCCAGUCGCCGCGAGGCUCUCCAGCCCCUGCUCUUGCCUCCCCCGGUCUCCCGUCCCCGAGUCACUUUGCCGGCGGUGCAGGCAACGUCCACACCAGCGGCCAUGGAAACACUGGCUUCGGUAACGACCUGGAGGGUGGCCGCUUGAGUCUGGGUGCCUUCGAUACCAGUCUCCCCAUCCGCAUGGAUAUCAUCCACCUUCUUUUCUCCUGGUCGAGCUUUCUGUCCUGGCUCUUAUUCAUCGGCGAUCUCGCAAUGAUCGGGUUCUUGAGCAUGCGUGCUUAUCGUGACGUCGAUACGCUCGAUCACUUCGAGGUCCCCAUCUUUGGUCGUCUGGCUAACUCCUUUGUUGAUGACGAAUAACCUUAAUGUGUAAAACUCUGCAGGGCUUAGCAGGCAGCUAGUUUAAUAUUUUACCCUGCAUCGGGCAUGGGGCGGUUUUCGUGUCGUGCUAUGCCCCGGAAGAUGUUCACGGACUGAGUAGAGGUAGUUUCCUUUGUACAGUGUCGGCUUGAGAAUAUAUGUCAAUCCUCGUAUGAAUUCUAUGUGUGCAUAGCUGUGGCUUUCUAGUUCGCCG
Aspergillus saccharolyticus JOP 1030-1 is the source of this 1517-nucleotide messenger RNA. RefSeq names its product DASH complex subunit DUO1. Gene Ontology annotation, cellular component: DASH complex; mitotic spindle. The record is from RefSeq and is a predicted model, not a curated record. NCBI's taxonomy places the organism in Eukaryota, Fungi, Ascomycota, Eurotiomycetes, Eurotiales, Aspergillaceae. The transcript has 6 exons. The coding region runs from base 170 to 1303 and encodes 377 amino acids. Gene Ontology annotation, biological process: mitotic cell cycle.